CCUUUUCCUCUUAGGACUCCACUAAGUGGCUUCCCAAGUCUCCUAAACUAUACAGUAGCCAUAACUGGAGCUCUCAGGGCUCUCGCUGGGCCUCUUUGAAAGGAAAGGAAGGUUUUCAUGGUGGUAACCUGUACAAAUUGAGCUCUGCUAAUGGAAAAUGGAGAGGAGGAAGGAUCAGUCCUGAGCAAGAAGCAGAGGAGCUGGAGGAUCCCGAUGACGAACCUGUCUCCAAGUUUUCUGGCAGCCUUUUUGAUACUGAUGACAGCAUGAGAGAUCAAAGAAACACCAGACCAUCUCUUCAGGAAAAGCACAAAUCAGCAACAAAAGGGAAGAGUAGCCUUGGGGUGCAGUCACCCAUCUCAGCAGCAGGCAGCUUCCCCAGUGAGAGUAGCCAGAUCCCAGAGGAACUGAGGGCAGUGGAUGUGCCACAGCCCCCAUUGAAGAUAACCAUUACUGUGUGCAGUCAAAUGGGGAGUCUUGGUAUUAGCAUUGCUGGUGGAAAGGGCUCAUCUCCAUGUAAAGACAAUGAUGAGGGGAUCGUGACUGCGCGGCUGCCAAAAGAUGGUCUGGCAGACUUGGCUGGGGGGAAAACAGGAGACAGAGUGGCAGAGGCAUCCCUUGCUUCAGAACAUGAUGUCCUUCAUGCUGGUCCUACUGAAGAUUCAUCCAAGGACAGCCCCUUCCCAACAGUAAAUCACAUCAUAACAAUACCUCAGAUAAUCCUCACGUGCCCUUCCACUUCUGAUGAAGACACCGACCAGUUGCCCCCAGACCCAGAUGACUUUGAGCCUGAGGAGGCCGACGGUGCAGAAGGACAUACCUAUUGGGACUCUCUAAACAGUGCUUUUUAUCCUCCGUAAUAAAAUACUUUUUUGAGAAUAGUUGACUGGUGAUUUUCUUUCCCAUUGUUCAAUUGCAUUUAAUGUAGUACUUGAACCACUAUGCCUUAUUUGUAGGGAAAACCAUUGCAGUGAGGAUGGAUUAGA
Dryobates pubescens (Downy woodpecker) is the source of this 986-nucleotide messenger RNA. RefSeq names its product protein scribble homolog. The record is from RefSeq and is a predicted model, not a curated record. The transcript has 6 exons. Lineage: Eukaryota; Metazoa; Chordata; Aves; Piciformes; Picidae. Bases 267 to 860 code for a protein of 197 amino acids. Gene Ontology annotation, molecular function: protein binding.